Molecule: messenger RNA, 1758 nt
Organism: Stylonychia lemnae
Lineage: Eukaryota; Ciliophora; Spirotrichea; Sporadotrichida; Oxytrichidae
Source: the annotation of a GenBank genome assembly
AUGGCAUUUUUAAAAGAAGACUCAGCGUUUACACACGUUAUAGCAAUUGACUUUGGAACAGGUGCUUCAGGAUAUGGUAUUGCUCCUAGGAUAGUUGAACCAGGAUAAAAGCCGAGAAUUGAAGUUUUCAAUCCAUGCGAUGACUCUGAUGAUCAAAAGACUUCAACUGCAAUUCUCUUUGAUGACAAUGGAAAUUUCAUUGCUUUUGGUCAACAUGCUCUUUAGAGAUAUGCAGAGAUGCUAGAUGACGAGGAAACAGCAAUGCUAUUCCAAACAUAUAAGAUGCAUCUUCUUCAUAUGGACCACAAUGCUAAGUCAGUUGACAACAGAGACCUCCCUCUUAUGAGAGUGAUAGCAGAAAGUUUGAGAUACAUCUCUGAAAAGGCUUUGGAGAAGUUAUAGGAGUAGGUUGGUAAAGUUGUAAGCACCAAAAUCAGAUGGGUACUUACUGUUCCUGCCUUAUGGAGUGAAGAGCAUAAACACUUUAUGAGAAAAGCAGCCAUUUAAGCAGGAAUUAUUGAAGACCUUAAUGCUCCAAAUCUUUUGUUAUGUCUAGAGCCAGAGGGUGCUAGUAUUUAAUGCAGAGAAGAUAGCGAAGAUUCACUGAAAAAUCAGAUGAUUAAAGGAACCACAGUUAUGGUAUUAGAUUGUGGUGGUGGCACAGUUGAUAUCACUAUUCAUAAAUUAACAAGCAACCCUGAUGAAAAGUUUUUAUGCGAAGAACUACUUCCAUCUAGUGGUGGAUGCGAAUGGGGAAGUAAGUAUGUUGAUCUCUACUUCGAACAGUUCCUAGCUGACUUCUUUGGCGAGGAACUUUACGCAGUAUAUAGACAAAAUGCUAUGGCCAGACUUGAUAUUCUGAAGCAUUUUGAGAUGUUAAAGAGAAAAUUUAACCCAGGAGUUGAAGAGCGAUCUAGACUCUAAUUAAGUUAUUUGGGUGAAGAACUAUCAGCCACUAGACUUGGGGAAUUAGUCAAAGAACAUAAUAAAAAAUUCGAUGCAUAGCUACAUAUAAAGUAGAGAGGUGCGAGUUCAAUAGACCUCCCUGCUCCUCUUAUGAAUUCCUUCUUCAAGCCUCUUUUCGAUAAUAUUAAAUCAAAGGUAAAGCAAUUGAUUGAGUAAGCAGAAUAAAAGGUCUCCCCAGUAAACUUCAUUUUCAUGGUUGGUGGUUUCUCUGAAAGCCCUUUCCUCAAAUCAGAAAUUAAAAAGAACUUUGAGGAAGGAUUUAAUAUCAAUGUACUUGUACCAAGAAGGCCACAGGUCUCAGUUAUUAGAGGAGCUUGCAUGUUUGGUCUAAAUCCCAGAUCAAUCACAUCAAGAAUAUCAAAGAUGACUUACGGUAUCAAUACUUUGACCACCUUUGACCCAACUCGCCAUCCAGAGGAGAAGAAAGUAGUCAUAGAAGGCGAAGACUUCUGUGAGGAUGUCUUCGACGCUUUCGUCAGGAAAGGCGAAGCAGUAGGAAUAGAUGAAGUGCAUGUGAAAACCUAUUGUCCUGUUAGAGCCAGAUAGACAGUAAUGAGGAUUAUAUUCUAUUGCACAGCUGAGGAGAACGCAAAUUUUGUUGAUGAUGAUACCGUGAAGCAACUUGGAGAGCUCUCAAUAGAUAUAGGCAGACCAUUCCAGAGUGUUGACGAUAAGACCGUUAAAGUAACUCUGCUGUUUGGUGCUACUCAUAUUUAUGCCACAGCCACUAACAGAGAAGGUACAGAAAUUAGAAACUGUGAGUUUAAAUUUGAGUGCGCAGGUGCUAACUGA